Molecule: messenger RNA, 7206 nt
Organism: Paralichthys olivaceus (Japanese flounder)
Lineage: Eukaryota; Metazoa; Chordata; Actinopteri; Pleuronectiformes; Paralichthyidae
Source: RefSeq, a predicted model, not a curated record
UGACGAUCCCAUUCUCCCGUCUCCCCUGCGGUCGCAGUGGAAACCGGAGCCAGUCCGCCUCCUGCCCGGGAAUCCACAGCACAUCAGCGGCCACUGCCAUGGCUGAACGCCGCGCCUUCGCCCAAAAAAUCAGCAGGACUGUGGCAGCAGAGGUCAGGAAGCAGAUCGCUGGCCAGUAUGGAGGCUCCCCACAACUCUUCAAAAACCUCAAUGUUGGGACCACAACAAGCAACACAGUUCCCCUCACAGAGGCGGUGGAGCCGGUGGAUUUUGAGGAGUACCUCAUCACUCACCCGCCCAUCGUGGAGUCGGGCCCUCUGAGAGAUCUGAUCGAGUUUCCCCCUGAUGACAUUGAGGUCAUCUACACGCCCAGGGAGUGUCGCACAGUGGUGCAAGCUGUUCCUGAGGAAGGGGACACUGAUGCUCACGUCAGAGACUGUGUCAGAUCUUACACAGAAGACUGGGCCAUCGUCAACAGAAAAUAUCACAAACUUGGUACGGGUUUUAACCCCAACACUCUGGACAAGCAGAAGGAGCGUCAGAAAGGCCUCCCCAAGCAAGUGUUUGAGGCUGAUGAGAUGCCAGACAGCAGCAGCUACCAGGAUGACCAGGAUGACUUGAAGCGGCGGUCGAUGUCUAUAGACGACACACCACGCGGCAGCUGGGCCUGCAGCAUCUUUGACUUGAAGAACUCCCUCCCCGAUGCCCUCCUUCCUCACCUGCUCGACCGUGCUCCCAACGACGAGAUCGACAGGCACAACGAAGAGCAUCGCAAGGCUAACCGCCACCGCGAACUCUUCGCUCUGCACCCUGCCCUCGAUGAGGAAGAGCCCAUUGAGCGCCACUGUGUGCCUGAAGUACCUAAAGAACACUUUGGCCAGAGGCUACUUGUCAAGUGCUUGUCCUUGAAGUUCGAGAUCGAAAUUGAACCCAUAUUUGCUAGUUUGGCCUUAUACGAUGUCAAGGAAAAGAAAAAGAUAUCGGAGAACUUUUUCUUUGACCUGAACUCUGAGCAGACGAAGGGGCUGCUGCGUCCACACAUUCAGACAGCGGCCAUCUCUACACUGGCACGCUCGGCCAUAUUUUCCAUUACCUAUCCCUCCCAGGAUGUUUUCCUCGUCAUCAAGCUGGAAAAGGUACUGCAGCAAGGUGAUAUUGGAGAGUGUGCGGAGCCAUACAUGGUCUUCAAAGAGUCAGACGCUGCCAAGAAUAAGGAGAAGCUGGAGAAGCUCCGCAGCCAGUCGGAGCAAUUCUGCCAACGUCUCGGCCGCUACCGAAUGCCCUUCGCUUGGACCGCCAUCCACCUAAUGAACAUUGUUAAUAGUGCCGGCAGUCUGGAGAGAGAUACGGAGCUGGAGAUGAGCCUCUCAGAGAGAAAAGGCUCAUGGUCAGAACGAAGAAACUCGAGCAUCAUGGGAAGGCGCUCCUUGGAGAGGACCACCAGUGGAGAUGAGUCAUGCAGUCUGACAGGCUUUAGACCUGCAACACUCACCAUCACCAACUUCUUCAAACAGGAGGGAGACAGACUGAGCGAUGAAGACUUGUAUAAGUUCCUAGCAGAUAUGAGAAGACCCUCUUCGGUUCUCAGGAGACUCAGACCCAUCACAGCCCAGUUGAAGUUGGAUAUUUCCCCAGCUCCAGAGAACCCCCACUAUUGCUUGACCCCUGACCUCCAUCAAGUUAAACCUUAUCCAGACAGUAGGGUGCGUCCCACCAGGGAGAUCCUGGAGUUCCCUGCAAGGGAUGUCUACGUGCCAAACACCACUUACAGGAAUCUGCUUUAUGUGAACCCUCAAAGUCUUAACUUCGCCAACCGCCAAGGCUCCGCCCGCAACAUUACAGUGAAAGUGCAAUUUAUGAACGGAGAGGAUCCUAACAAUGCAAUGCCGGUGAUAUUUGGGAAGUCCAGUUGUUCAGAUUUCUCGAAAGAGGCCUACACUGCUGUGGUGUACCAUAACAGAUCACCUGACUUCCAUGAUGAGAUCAAGAUCAAGUUGCCUGCCUCCCUGUCAGACCACCACCACAUUCUCUUCACCUUUUACCAUGUCAGCUGCCAGCAGAAGCAGAACACACCUCUGGAGACCCCUGUGGGAUACACGUGGAUCCCUAUGUUGCAGAACGGACGUCUGCGGACAGGACACUUCUGUCUUCCUGUGUCUCUGGAAAAACCACCACAAUCCUACUCGGUUCUCUCCCCAGAUGUUCCUCUCCCAGGGAUGAAGUGGGUGGAUAACCAUCGAGGAGUUUUCAAUGUGGAAGUGGUGUCUGUUUCAGCCAUACACACACAGGACCAGUACCUGGAUAAGUUCUUUGCCUUGGUUCAUGCCUUGGAUGAGCACAUGUUCCCAGUCAGGAUAGGAGACAUGCGCAUCAUGGAGAACAACCUGGAGGCCGAGCUCAAGUCCAGCAUUGCGGCUCUAAACUCUUCCCAGCUGGAGCCGGUGGUUCGAUUCCUUCACCUCCUACUCGACAAGUUGGUUUUGCUUGUAGUGCGGCCGCCGGUCAUCGCGGGACAGAUAGUGAAUCUGGGCCAGGCAUCCUUCGAGGUCAUGGCAUCCAUAGUGAACCGGCUUCAUAAGUACCUGGACACCAGCCAGGACAUGCAUGGCCGCAACAGCCUGCUGUCCUCUUACAUCCACUAUGUCUUCCGCUUGCCGAGCACUGACCCCAACUCUCCAUCGCCAGACACCAACUCAUCCUCAACAGGCCCAGGAGGGUUGGGAGGUUCGGUUCACUAUGCCACCAUGGCUCGCUCGGCUGUUCGACCUGCCAGCCUCAACCUCAACCGCUCCCGUAGCCUCAGCAACAGCAACCCUGACAUUUCCGGUACACCCACCUCUCCUGACGACGAGGUCCGCUCCAUCAUCGGCAGCAAGCUCUUCCAUGAGGAGUUGGCUCUCCAGUGGGUGGUGAGCAGUGGGAGCGUCAGGGAGGGCGCUCUGCAGCAGGCCUGGUUUUUCUUUGAACUCAUGGUGAAGAGCAUCAUCCACCACCUUUACUUCACCGAACGCCUCGAGUCACCCAGGAAGAACCGAUUUCCAGAGCGCUUCAUGGAUGACAUCACAGCGCUGGUCAGCACCAUCGCUGGGGACAUUGUGUCUCGAUUCCAGAAGGACCUGGAGCUUGUGGAGAGACUAAACACGAGUCUGGCCUUCUUUCUCAAUGACUUACUGUCAGUGAUGGACCGAGGCUUUGUCUUCACCCUCAUCAGGGCAUACUGGAAACAGGUGUCCACAAAGCUUUACACUCUGCAGAAUCCCAACCUGGAGUCUUUGAGGCUUGAUUUCUUGAGAAUCAUUUGCAGCCAUGAACACUAUGUCACCCUCAACCUGCCCUGCAGCCUGCUGACACCGCCUGCCUCACCUUCCCCCUCCGUCUCCUCAGCAACUUCACAGAGCUCUGGGUUCUCCACACAUGUCCAGGACCAGAAGAUAGCCAACAUGUUUGAGCUGUCUGUCCCCUUCAGAGAGCAACACUAUCUGGCUGGACUGGUGCUCUCAGAACUGUCUGUGAUACUGGACCCAGACAAUGAGGGGAUGUUUGGCCUACAUAAAAAAGUGGUGAGUGUCGUCCAUAACCUCCUGUCCAGCCACGACUCCGACCCACGCUAUGCAGAUCCAGAGGUCAAGGCCCGGGUCGCCAUGCUUUACUUGCCUCUGAUUGGUAUCAUCAUGGAAACGCUACCACAGCUCCAUGACUUUACAGAGUCCCAUAACCAGUGGGGUCGACCAGGAUGUCCCCAGGGGGCAGCGGUAGGCAGCACUGGAGAGGAGGCGGAAGGAGAGGGUAACAGUAUAAUCAGCCAGACUGUUGCCAUGGCGAUAGCAGGCACUUCCACCCCCUCACCGAUGUCCCGACCAAGCAGCUUCCUGCUCAACUCGCAGGCGAGUCGUCAGCACGGAAGCUUCUCGGCCGAAUCAAGUCGUAGUCUGCUCAUCUGUCUGCUGUGGGUGCUGAAGAACGCAGACGAGCUGGUGUUGCAGAAGUGGUUCACAGACCUGUCGGUGUCUCAGCUCAACCGCCUUCUGGACCUUCUCCACCUCUGUGUCUCCUGCUUCGAAUACAAGGCCCAUGUUGUGUUCACCAUGCAGGGGAAGAAAGCGUUUGAACGAAUGAACAGCCUGACCUUUAAGAAGUCCAAAGACAUGAAGGCCAAGCUGGAAGAGGCCAUACUGGGCAGCAUCGGGGCCAGACAGGAGAUGGUGCGACGCAGCCGUGGACAGCUUGAGCGGAGUCCAUCUGGCAGUGCUUUUGGCAGUCAGGAGAACCUUCGAUGGAGGAAGGACAUGACCCACUGGAGACAAAACAGCGAGAGGAUGGACAAGACCAGGGCAGAGCUGGAGCAUGAAGCACUUAUUGAUGGAAACCUUGCAACAGAGGCCAACCUAAUUAUUCUUGACACAUUGGAGAUCAUUGUACAGACGGUUUCGGUGACUGAGUCCAAGGAGAGCAUCUUGGGUGGGGUGCUGAAGGUGUUGCUGCACAGCAUGGCCUGCAACCAGAGCGCCCUCUACCUCCAGCACUGCUUUGCCACACAGAGGGCACUGGUGUCUAAGUUUCCUGAGCUGCUGUUCGAGGAGGAGACGGAGCAGUGCGCUGACUUGUGCUUGAGACUCCUGAGGAGCUGCAGCAGCAGCAUAAGCACCAUCAGGGCCCACGCCAGCGCCUCUCUCUACCUCCUCAUGAGGCAAAACUUUGAAAUAGGCAAUAAUUUUGCAAGAGUAAAGAUGCAGGUGACCAUGUCUCUUUCCUCGCUCGUGGGAACAUCUCAGAAUUUUAAUGAGGAGUUCCUGCGUCGCUCUCUAAAGACCAUCCUUACAUACGCAGAGGAGGACCUGGAGCUGAGGGAGACCACAUUUCCAGACCAGGUCCAGGACCUUGUGUUUAACCUGCACAUGAUCCUCUCUGACACAGUGAAGAUGAAGGAGCACCAGGAAGAUCCUGAGAUGCUGAUAGAUCUCAUGUACAGGAUUGCGAAGGGCUACCAGACCUCUCCAGACUUGCGACUGACAUGGCUCCAGAACAUGGCUGGAAAACACUCUGAGAGGAAUAACCACGCCGAGGCUGCACAGUGUCUUGUGCACAGCGCUGCUCUGGUUGCAGAAUACCUGAGCAUGCUGGAGGACCGCAAGUAUCUGCCUGUGGGCUGUGUCACCUUCCAGAACAUUUCCUCCAACGUGCUGGAGGAAUCCGCAGUCUCUGAUGACGUGGUGUCACCGGAUGAAGAGGGCAUUUGCUCAGGAAAGUACUUCACUGAGAUCGGUCUGGUCGGACUCCUGGAGCAGGCUGCUGCCUCCUUCUCCAUGGCUGGAAUGUAUGAAGCAGUAAACGAAGUAUACAAGGUACUGAUCCCCGUCCAUGAAGCCAACAGGGAUGCAAAAAAGCUGUCUACCAUUCAUGGUAAACUACAGGAAGCCUUUGGGAAAAUAGUUCACCAGAGUACUGGCUGGGAGAGGAUGUUUGGUACGUACUUCAGAGUCGGGUUUUACGGUUCAAAAUUUGGCGACUUAGACGAGCAGGAGUUUGUGUACAAAGAGCCCGCCAUCACGAAGCUGGCAGAGAUCUCUCACAGGCUUGAGGGUUUCUAUGGGGAGCGAUUUGGAGAGGACCAGGUAGAAGUCAUUAAAGACUCCAACCCAGUGGACAAGUGCAAGCUGGAUCCAAAUAAGGCAUUUGUCCAGAUCACGUAUGUGGAGCCGUACUUCGACACGUACGAGAUGAAGGACCGCAUCACCUACUUUGACAAGAACUACAACCUGCGGCGUUUCGUGUACUGCACGCCCUUCACCCUGGAUGGGCGGGCGCACGGGGAUCUGCACGAGCAGUUCAAACGCAAGACCAUCCUCACCACCUCCCACGCCUUCCCUUACAUCAAGACACGGAUCAACAUCAUCCACAAAGAGGAGAUUAUUUCCACACCCAUCGAGGUGGCGAUAGAGGACAUGCAGAAGAAGACUCAAGAGCUGGCCUUUGCCACCCAUCAGGACCCUGCUGAUGCCAAGAUGCUGCAGAUGGUUCUGCAGGGAUCAGUUGGUACAACGGUCAACCAGGGUCCUUUGGAGGUGGCUCAGGUUUUCCUGUCAGAAAUCCCCAGUGACCCCAAACUGUACAGACACCACAACAAGCUUCGGCUCUGCUUCAAAGACUUCACCAAGAGGUGUGAAGAUGCCCUGCGGAAAAACAAGAGCCUGAUUGGUGCGGACCAGAAGGAGUACCAGAGAGAGCUGGAGAGGAAUUACCACCGGCUGAAGGAGGCGCUGCAGCCGCUCAUCAACAGAAAGAUCCCUCAGCUUUAUAAACCUGUACUGCAGGUCAACUCGCACAGCAAACGGACAGCUUGACAAGAGAUUCCUUCAGCAGAAUGAGUCUUCGUAAGCUUGACAUCUGAAGAUGAAGAGAACACACACACACACACACACACACAUAUACACAUUCUUACACACACACACACACACACACACAAAUUGCAAUAUUUAUUUAUUCUCAAGUGUAAAUAGGAGUGUCUCUUCAAACUUGGUUGGUGUUUCUGAGACGGAGCUGAAAAGCUAAAGGUGUUGCAGCUCGGUACGUCAUUCCAGUGUCUUAAUUUGUUUACAGAGAAACUGUUACACAAUCAGAGGAACGGACCGGUGGUUCUUAAAGUUUAAAGGGAUACCUUGGCAUUUAGAUUUUUCUGUGCAGACCAUUUGUUACAGUGGGGAACAAAUGUUUAUAUUUUCCGUAUGCUACCUUAAGAGAACGCUAAUAAUGUGAGCCUUCACUCUUGAAACCAACAGAAUCUGCUCGGACAAACCACAGAAUACAAAGAAUGAGAUCCCAUUAUUGGUCAAAGUGCCAAAAAAACCCUUUUAUUUCCCGCCAAAUUUUAACAAGUGACUGUAGAUAUGGUACGAUUUUAAAAGUCAAGGUGUCUUUUUAAUGAUGUGUCAAAAAAAAUCUGUAUUCAAUUUCAUGUGUGCACUUUUAUCACAGUGUAGCAAUGCAUUUUACAACUUGAAAGUUUAUGUAAUUCAAAACGUGGGGGAGGGGAGGAAAAAAAUGAAAACAUGCAAAAAAUUCUACUAUUAUUUAUCAUAAUGCUUUAUUACAAUUUUUAGUUGAAGCGACAAUAUUUUAAAGUUCGGUACUUUAAACAUCCCUGUAUAAUUUUAUGUAGUUCUUUUUGUUUAUUUUAAAUAUUUUACUAAAUAAAUAUUUUAAUGUUCA